AUGGACGCGGAGCACCAGGCUCUGGUUGAGAAAGGCAAGAAGACACAAGCCGAAGUCGAUUCCAUGAUUCAGCUUGCAAGCGAAGUUCAGUAUCGUAUUCUAACGAAACAGCUCCAUCCGGUCAUGAGGACGUUUUACAACCGAACUGCGUUCCAGCUCCCAGGAGAUCCUCGUGUACGGAUAUCACUUGAUACGGAACUCACCAUGGUCCGCGAAGACAACUGGGACGGACAGACGCGUACUGGCGAUAACUGGCGGCGAACCGACAUUGGGAUCGACCAUCCUUUUGACCAGGUGUUAGCGGCGGAUAAAGAGCUUUUCAAGUGUGUUUCGCUUAUUGAGCCAUUUCGUAACAUGCUCACGUUCGUCAAGGUAUGGGGUUUUAGAAGUCAAACUUCAGACUCAGUUUGGACAAGAGCCUCCCAAGUGGAUGACGGAUCUGGUCCGUCACAUCUUGUCGAAGCUGUUCCCAAGUUCAGCAAAUUCAUCCGUGGCUGCGCUACCUCACUGCCUAAUCGCGUAGAUCUCGUGCCGUUCUGGCUGCCUCAAAUGGACACGGAUAUCCUCAAGCUCAAUACUGGAUACCUCACAGUCGAGCGUCCGACAAAGAGUACUCCUGAAUUUCAGUCCGGUAUUCUCUCGUCCAUCUCGCCCGUUUUGCCGGUACACUCCUAUGUUGAGCCUGUCUCUGAAGGGGAGGAAGAUGAAGAGAUGGACUUGGCGCCUGCUAGAGACGAGUUUCGGCGCACGGGGUUGCCGCAUGAGGACGUUGCGGCUGCUAUCGCGUUUCGUGAAAAGUCGCUCAAGGAACGUGAACCUGCAUCUCAGUCGAGGGGGAGCACUCCUGAAGUGGUAUACGAUGAACGCACGCCAUUGUUGAAGCUGCCACAGCCUCCGAGGGCGGAGAGGAAUGUGUCGAUUGACCCGCUUGCGCCGUCUUCUGCGUUCGAUGAGCGUCUGCGUGAGCGUUUACAGGCGAAUAAGAAUGUGCCGCCGCGUGUACAGGAUGGUGAGGUGCAGGAGGCUGUAGGGCUGGACGAGGAAAAUCUGUGGGAGGAGGACCGUUUAUUAGUGAGAGACUGGUGUGCGUCAUCUGGCAAGCGAAUUGCAGUGCCUGUUCGUAUCGAGCCCAAGGUGUAUUUCGCAAACGAGCGCACGUUCUUGAAAUGGCUGAGCUUUGCGGUGCUGAUCGGCACUAUCGCUACGACGUUAUUGAACUUCGUACCUGCAGAUGAUCCACGGGGCCUGAUCAGUGCUGCGCUGUUCACUCUGGCUGCGCUGCUCGCGAUCGCCUAUUCGGCGAUCAUCUUCGUGUACCGAGCGCUUCGUCUGCGUGCCCGAUCGGCGGAAGGGCUUUAUUAUGACAAGUACGGACCGACUAUUCUUUGCUUUGUGCUGUUGGCUGCGCUGGGAACCAACAUUGGGUUGAGGGUGGCAGAUAUGUGA
Suillus plorans is the source of this 1446-nucleotide messenger RNA. RefSeq names its product VTC domain-containing protein. Gene Ontology annotation, cellular component: vacuolar transporter chaperone complex; fungal-type vacuole membrane. The transcript has 5 exons. Bases 1 to 1446 code for a protein of 481 amino acids. Lineage: Eukaryota; Fungi; Basidiomycota; Agaricomycetes; Boletales; Suillaceae. The record is from RefSeq and is a predicted model, not a curated record.